AUGAGAAAAGCUUUAAAAAUUGAUGAUGAAUUUGUUGAUGGGACAUGUUUAAAAAGUAUGGCUAAAAAAGAUGAGAAUCAAGAGGAAGAAAGUGAAGAUGUUAUUGAAAAGGCAGCUAAAGAGAAAUUGGAUAAAAAUUCUUUAAAAAAAUUAGCUAGAGAUAUUUUGAAAGCUGAAAAAGAAACAAGAAGAACAGAGAGAAAGGCUAAAAGAGAUGAAGAAAACAAGUCACGGAAAAGAAGUCGGGACAGUAGCAGAGAAAAAUCGAGAAAGCGAAGACAUAGUUCUUCAUCUUCCAGUUCUGAAUCAUCUUCUGAUUCUGAUUCCGAUUCCGAUUCUUCUUCUAGUUCUGGCUCAUCUUCUGGCUCUGAAUCUACUUCUAGUUCUGAAUAA
Messenger RNA from Strongyloides ratti, 393 nucleotides. RefSeq lists its product as hypothetical. The transcript has a single exon. NCBI's taxonomy places the organism in Eukaryota, Metazoa, Nematoda, Chromadorea, Rhabditida, Strongyloididae. Bases 1 to 393 code for a protein of 130 amino acids. The record is from RefSeq and is a predicted model, not a curated record.